GCUCGACGCACAGGACCUCUCGACUGUCGCGGGGCUUCUGCUACUGUAUAUUCUGGAGCGCUCUGUGACUUGACCAAUCUCGCGCUGCAAUGCCUUGUCCCCCUGCUGUCCGAGUGAUCGUGAGGCUGCCGUACAACCGUCCCGAGGACGCGCCCUCGGACCCUCCUCGAGUGCGCAUGCUUCCAUCGCACUCGUCUACGCGUACAUGCUCAUAAAUACACGGGCUGUUCUGCGGGAUUCCAGGUGGAGUGGAAUGCUGAGAAGGAGAAAGUGCUUUGGGAGGUUAUCGCGCAGAGUCGCGCUAUCGAGGGGGCAGCAACCGACUGGAAAGGUCUCGCGGAACACCUGCGCGUGCCCCUCCCGUACAUCCUCUAUCGCGCGCAGGCGCGUUAUGAGGAGGACCUCCGUGGUCUCCAAGGGCUCGGCAUCCGCAGCCCUGCAGCCCCCUUCCCCUCCGCUCCUUCACCCCAGCGCACCUACGUGCAAGGCGAAUACUUUCCGCGUGUGCCCGACUCUCCUCUUCCGUUGCUCCCCCCUCGCGAUGUGGCGCACGCGCGCAUGGGUUCCUCGUCCUCCGCCGCGGAUGGGUUGGCGUCGACAUCUGGAACCGUGGCCGGCACGAGUACUCUCCGACCACUGGGCGUUCGCGCUCGCCUGAGCUCGCUGGGAACCCCGCGCGCGCACGCUCAGGUCAGGUCUUCUAUCCACGCCGAUCCGGUCAACAGCCUGCUGGCUGGCCUCCCUAUUACAAACGCGGCGCCACCACUGCGCCAGACGAAGAAGAUUUCAUCUUCGUCGACCAUCACGCUACAAGGCCUGAGGCGGACACGGACACCCCUCCGCCGCCUAUCCCCAACUUCAUCUCGUGCAGACUCUUCCUCAGCCGGCAGCGACUCGGACGACUCGGACGAGCAAACACGCGAGGAGGAGGCGGAGCGGCAGGAGACGCUCUCGCGCAAGCUGGAGGCUCUCAAGAAUAUGAUGACUUCGGACACCCUCGGGCUCGUCGCAGAUCCCGCGCGGGCGCGUGCGAAGCAGAGGGGCCGCGCGCGCCCGAUGUCCGGGGCAAGCACGUCCGCGGUGUCGCUGUCGUCUUCGGAUGCGCGGCAGAGCUCUUCAAUGUCGCGUAGCCAUGGCCGGCAGAGCCUUUCAAGCGCGAGCGUGGACUCGCGACAAGGGUCUAUACCCUCUAUACCAUCCCCUCCCGCCAACGCGCCCCGUCCCGUGCACGCGCACCAGCAGGCGCACACCCAGUCCCGCCGUUUCAGUCACCCUCAGCGGCCGCCUAUGCGGGCACACUCACAGUCGCUGAUAACGUCCCAGUCGCUGUCCCAGUCGCGUUCGACGACCCACUCGACCUCGAGCGCACAGUCGCCCUCUCGAGUGACAUCGCCAAUGCCCGUCCCGCGACACUUGAGCACCC
Molecule: messenger RNA, 1423 nt
Organism: Trametes versicolor FP-101664 SS1
Lineage: Eukaryota; Fungi; Basidiomycota; Agaricomycetes; Polyporales; Polyporaceae
Exons: 2
Source: RefSeq, a predicted model, not a curated record